Styela clava is the source of this 1072-nucleotide messenger RNA. RefSeq lists its product as uncharacterized. NCBI's taxonomy places the organism in Eukaryota, Metazoa, Chordata, Ascidiacea, Stolidobranchia, Styelidae. The record is from RefSeq and is a predicted model, not a curated record.
AUUAUACUGCCUGUGAAUUUGAAAUAAAUUGUAUUUAGUCCUUUAGUACUGCAAUAAUAUUGCGACCAAGGCGAAAUAUUUUCUAGUCUCUAAUACAUAUACAUUUAAUGCUCUAGAUAUUUUAAACUUAAAUGGGAAUAUACUGUAUAUUUACAUUAGGUUUUAUAUGGUUUAUACAAAUAUUAAAAUAAAAAACAGCGAGAAAGUUUAAUUUUGAUUCGGAGAUGGAGUCAAUUUGAAUUAUACAGAAAGAGUUACAAUGGCUUUUCAAUCAAAAGCAGUGAAAUGUAUAAGUUUGUUUCGUCAAAUAAAAGUAAUCUUAUUGAACACUUUUGGUAUUUAUUGUUAUUAUCUAUCAAUUUCAGAUACUAUUUUUUAACGGUAUAGAAUCAAUUAAAAGGCUCAAUAGCUAAUAUCGAAAAAUCAUGAGUUCAUUAAGACUUUUCACUGCGACAGCAUCGGUCAUCAUUUUGCUGACGAUAUCAAGUCAAAUCAGGUCAAGCGAUGCCAGAUCAAACGGCCUUAUUCAAAGAUGUGGAAGCGAUGCCAGAGAUUUUCUUCGAUGGUUCUGCAGAGAUCAAACGUUUGAUUUCCCGUUCCCGUUUAAUCGAAUUCACCUCGUUCGAUUAUUCCGACCUCCGUACAAAAAUUUAUUUCCAUUUCAACACCAAGCAUCGGUAUGCUGCAGGUCAGGAUGUCCAGAAAGUUCUUAUCAAAGAAUGUGUCAAUAUCAUCACAAGUUGAAGUCGUGCGAGAAAAGGAGACAUGUCCAUCCGAAAACGAGAGAAGGAAGAAGAUCUCGUCGGUUGUCAUUGUGUCGUCUCUCAAAUUCCAUUUCAUAAACAUUUUGUUGAGAAUACGACAUUUCGUUAGAACUGUCAUAGCACAAUUUCUCACUCACACCGAAAUUGAUGACGAACUUCUAUGUCAGCAUGAGUUGACAAUCCAUUUUUUCUUUAUUAUAUUUGACAAAUUUUGAUUCAAUCGUGACUUACUUAUGUGUUCUUACACUGUGACACUUUAUUAUUAUCAAUUUAUUUACAGUUUAUCACUAUGUAAAAUAAAGUAAGAU